AUGGCUAGCCCAAUAGACGACAUAUUUGCACAGAAACCAAAGGACAUAAAACCCAAUAGAAAGACAAAGACAAAAAAAGAAAAACCAUACGAAGUAAGAGGCAGCAGUGCCUUAGAACAAGAUAUAUUCUCAUGUGAUGGAUAUAAGAUAUAUACACAAGAAGAACUUAAAAUUGGUAGGGGUGGGAAUACACCAAAUUGUCCAAUUGACUGUGACUGCUGCUUUUAG
Molecule: messenger RNA, 228 nt
Organism: Nematocida ausubeli
Lineage: Eukaryota; Fungi; Microsporidia
Exons: 1
Coding region: 1-228 (75 amino acids)
Source: RefSeq, a predicted model, not a curated record